AUUUCACCGCAAAUUUCAAUAAAAAUAUCUUCCUCAUCCUCUUCUUUUGCACAUUUCUUCAUUUUAUAACCAAUAAAAAAAAAUUGAUACUAUCAAAAAAGAAAACCCUAGAACGGGAGAGAUUUCAUUCCCCAAAAAUCUCUUCCUUCUAUCUCUCUCCCCAUUCUCUCUCAACAAAUCUUCAAUUCCCAUUCCCAAUUUUCAAUUCCCAUUUUCCAAGAUCCGGUGAAUUUUCCGUUAUUUUUAUGGUAAAAUUUCUGUGAUGCCGCUAAUUUUACCUCAAAACGACGAUUCGAUUCAGAUCCGUGAAGUUUGGAGCGAUAACCUUGAAGAAGAAUUCGCUGUGAUUCGAGAAAUUGUUGAUGAUUAUCCUUUCAUUGCUAUGGAUACGGAAUUCCCUGGUAUUGUUCUUCGACCUGUUGGGAAUUUCAAGAGCAAUUAUGAUUAUCAUUACCAAACCCUAAAAGAUAAUGUUGAUAUGUUAAAGCUUAUUCAAUUGGGUCUUACUUUUUCUGAUGAGCAUGGAAAUCUUCCAACUUGCGGCGAAGAUGAUAGGUUUUGUAUCUGGCAAUUCAAUUUUAGAGAAUUUAAUGUUAACGAGGAUGUUUUUGCAAAUGAUUCAAUUGAGCUUUUGAGACAAAGUGGAAUUGAUUUCAAGAAGAAUAAUGAAGAUGGUAUCGAUGCUAGGCGUUUCGGUGAGCUUUUGAUGUCAUCUGGGAUUGUUUUGAAUGAUAAUGUUCAUUGGAUAACUUUUCAUAGUGGAUAUGAUUUUGGUUAUUUGUUGAAGUUGUUGACUUGUCAAAAUUUGCCGGAUACACAAGUUGGGUUCUUUAAUUUGAUUAACAUGUAUUUCCCUAUGCUGUAUGAUAUCAAACAUUUGAUGAAGUUUUGUAAUAGUCUUCAUGGUGGGUUGAAUAAGCUUGCAGAGUUGUUGGAGGUUAAGAGGGUUGGGAUUUGUCAUCAAGCGGGUUCGGAUAGUUUACUCACAUCUUCUGCAUUCAGGAAAUUGAAAGAGAAUUUCUUUAGUGGAUCUUUGGAGAAAUAUGCAGGGGUCUUGUAUGGGUUAGGUGUUGAGAAUGGACAGAGUACUCAUUAAGUUGAGAGAAAAAAAAAAAAGAAAUUAGAAAAUAAAAUCGCAAAAAAGAAAGAAAAAAAAGUCGGUAGAACUCAAUCAAUUUGAGCUGUUGUAUAUCUGGUGAAAUGCCAACUUCUAUGUAAAAUCUUUUGACAUUUUAAGUGUCAUAACUUAUGAAUACCCUUUUGUUGUUA
Molecule: messenger RNA, 1269 nt
Organism: Medicago truncatula (barrel medic)
Lineage: Eukaryota; Viridiplantae; Streptophyta; Magnoliopsida; Fabales; Fabaceae
Product: probable CCR4-associated factor 1 homolog 7
Exons: 2
Coding region: 263-1096 (277 amino acids)
Cellular component (GO): CCR4-NOT complex
Molecular function (GO): poly(A)-specific ribonuclease activity; nucleic acid binding
Source: RefSeq, a predicted model, not a curated record